AUGAUUUAUAAAUUAAUUGGAAUUUCAGGUUAUCUUAUUUAUCUAAUCUACUUUACUAAGUUUUUAGAAUGGAUUUGGCCUAAUGAGAUACAAAAUAGUAAUAUAUUAAUGUAAUUUAGAAAAACUAUUUUUUAUUUUGGUAAUGGUAGUUGUUCAAAAUGUAAUUUAAGUUGUUGUUUGUGCAUAUUAUUAGAUAUUUUAUUCAAUGAAUCAUCCAUUCUUUGAAUAAUUUAAAUUAGUAUAGGUAUAUUAAUAAUUAAAUAAGAAACCUUGGCCUUGGGAAAAAAAUAAAGAAGAAUGGAAAAUAAUGAAAAUAAAAACUUUGAAAUCAAUUAUAUUAAAUUAAUCUCUUGCUGCUUUACUUGUUUCAGUGAUACCUCCAUUUGAAUGUAGAAUGGAUACUAGUAGUUUUCCAAGUUACUUUGAAAUUAUGAAACAUGUCAUUAUAUGUCAUCUUAGUGAAGAUUUCAUAUUUUAUUGGAGUCAUAGAAUUUUACAUUUACCAGGAUUGUACCCAAAGAUACAUAAAAUACAUCAUUAAUAUAAUGUUUCAAGUAAGUUUUUAACUAAAAUUAGUUGCCAUUGCANGA
Messenger RNA from Paramecium primaurelia, 590 nucleotides. The record is from the annotation of a GenBank genome assembly. NCBI's taxonomy places the organism in Eukaryota, Ciliophora, Oligohymenophorea, Peniculida, Parameciidae.